ACAUCACUAAAGAAAAAAAUGUCUCUAUCUCUCUCUCUAGUCUUUAUCUUUAGUAUUUAAUUUCUCCAUCUUCCUUAUGAUCCAUGCCCAAAGUCCUCUCCUUCCUCUUCUCUAUAACUACUUGAAGAAAUAGAAUUCAAGAAGAAGAAAGACGAAGAAGAAGAAGAAGGAAACAAAGCUUUGGAAAAUGGUGUUUGGUUGGAGAAAAACGUUUUGCACUUCCGUUCCAAGUAAUCAAGAAGAUAAACAACAACAACCUCAACACAUUCAUAACUCUGAAUCUGAUCAUCCUCCAAUUCCCACUCCAAGAUUCCGAUCAAAGUUUGGAUUUUUAUCCAACCCUUCAACUCCUCGUCUCCGAUCUCGUGGUGGUGGUGGCACUGGAUGCCGCUCCUCCGCUUCAACCGCAGUCACUCUCCCAUCUCUUCCAACUAGUCCAAAACUCCAUUGCAGAACCACAAGCAACGCUACUCCAAGGACAAGUAACACCUCAAGUCCCAAGUUUUUCUCUAACCCUUCUUCUCCUAAAUCAUCUUCUUCUUCUUCCUCUCACGGUGGCGUCUCUCUCCUCCGUGCCACGCUUCUUCUCAACAAGAGUAAUAGUAGCAGAUGUGGGAUUUGUUUGCAAAGAGUGAACUCAAACCAAACCAAUUCCACGGCGGCGAUUUUCACGGCGGAGUGUUCACAUUCUUUUCACCUCUCUUGCGCCGUUAGGUUAGAAGACAAGCGUUGUCCGUUUUGCUCCGCCGCGUGGAAUCACACCCCCAAGUCUAAUUCCACGGCUGUCACUAACAACAACUUCGGAUCCGACCCGAAUAGAAAACCCGAGAUCCGAGAAAUCAAAACGGGGAAGUCUCUGAGAGUUUACAACGACGACGAGCCGUUAGCUUACUCUCCCGUUUCUCUUGCUCAGAUCAACACUAUACAUGAAUCCGACGAAAACGACGACGUUGAAGAUGACGAUGAGUUCCCCGGAUUCUUCGCUGAUUCUUCUUUGACUGAUCCGACGACUCCUUCAAUCUCCGGGAACCUGGAAGUUAGGUUGCAACCGGAAUCCGCCGUAGUGGAAACCGGGAAAAGGAAGGAGACACACGUCGUCGUCAUGAAAUUGAAAGCCUCGUCGUCGUCGUCAUUCACAGACGCGAUUAAAGCGCGAAGACCGUCGAUAGACGUGGUGACGGUUCUCGAUUUGAGCAACGGCGGAGCUAAUUUGCAGACGGUGAAGCACGCGAUAAGAUCGGUGAUCUCUUUGCUCCGAGAGAUGGAUCGGUUAUCAAUCGUCGUUUUCUCGACGGGAUCGAAACGGUUAAUGCCGUUACGACGGAUGACGGCGAAAGGAAGACGAUCGGCGCGGCGGAUGGUCGACGCACUCGUCGGAAUCGAAACCACCGGCGGUGUAGGAAUGACCGUUAACGACGCGUUGAAGAAAGCGGUUAAAGUCGUUGAAGAUCGCCGGGAGAAGAAUCCGUCGGCGAGCAUCUUCGUUUUAUCGGACGGUCAGGAUCAACCGGAGGCUGUUUUGAAAGCUAAACUAAACUCAACGCGCGCGCCGUUCGUCGUUUCUACCACGCGCUUAUCUCGUCCGGAGAUCCCGGUUCACUCCGUCUACAUCGCGUCUCCUGGAGCGUUGCAUCACGCGCCGCUUCGAGACGCGUUCACCGAGCGAAUCGCUUCGUUGCUCAACGUGGCUCUCCAUGACGUGAAGCUUAACCUAGGUUUGGUCAACGGAUCUAAUUUGACCGAGAUUUCAUCGGUUUACUCUUUAACCGGUCGAUCCGAGAGUUUCGGAUCCGGUUCGGUCGUCGUGGUCGGAGAUUUGUUCGCCGGGGAGGAGAGAGAGUUUCUCGUUGAGCUCAAAGUUCCGACUUCGUCGAGUGGCUCCCACCAUGUAAUGUCCGUACAGUCUUCGAUCGUUGACCCUAUGACACAUCAGCCGAUGACGUGUCCUAAAGAGAAACGGUUUUUGAUCCCACGGCCACAAUCAGUCAGAUUCGUAUCUUCGAGCAUCGAACGGCUCAGGAAUCUACACUCCGUGUGCCGCGCCGUAGCUGAUUCGCGUCGGUUUAUCGAGCGUGACGAUUUAGCCGGAGCUUAUCAGGUCCUAACGAUGGCUAGGUCCAAUGCUACGGAUGAUGAUUGUUUAAGGAGCUUAGAAGGUGAGUUAGCUGAGCUGAGCCGGAUUAAACCGAGAAAUGGUUUAGUAAACCGAGCUGAAGAGAAACCGGAGCAGCUUACACCAACUUCGGCUUGGAGAGCAGCCGAGAAGUUAGCUAAAGUGGCUAUUAUGAGGAAGCAUUUAAAUCGAGUCAGCGAUAUGCACGGCUUGGAAAAUGCCAGAUUUUAAUUUUAAUUUUUCUUUUUUUCUAUAAUUCCAUUUCAAUGAUUUUUGAAUAUAUUGGGUAUAUAUAAAAUUAUACUAUAAUAAUAGCCAAUAAUUUAGUAAGGUAUAAAUUAAUAAUAGAAGUAUGAUUUUUAGAAAAGGACCCCUACUACUAGUACUACUAAGGUGGAUGAUAGCGACAAGCAGUAGCCGACGGGUGUGGCCUUUUGUAUGCAGAGAGAUUGAGACCCUACUUUGAGAAAUUAAUUGGUCUUAUUUUAUCUUCUUCCUUUUUGUAAUUUUCAGAAAAUCCAAAUUAAUAUGACUGAAAAGCUGAAAAA
Camelina sativa (false flax) is the source of this 2661-nucleotide messenger RNA. RefSeq names its product putative E3 ubiquitin-protein ligase WAVH2. The record is from RefSeq and is a predicted model, not a curated record. Lineage: Eukaryota; Viridiplantae; Streptophyta; Magnoliopsida; Brassicales; Brassicaceae.